This is a messenger RNA of Williopsis jadinii, 1230 nucleotides long. RefSeq names its product Pzf1p (gene PZF1). Gene Ontology annotation, biological process: regulation of transcription by RNA polymerase II. Gene Ontology annotation, cellular component: nucleus. Lineage: Eukaryota; Fungi; Ascomycota; Saccharomycetes; Phaffomycetales; Wickerhamomycetaceae. Gene Ontology annotation, molecular function: DNA-binding transcription factor activity, RNA polymerase II-specific; RNA polymerase II cis-regulatory region sequence-specific DNA binding. Bases 41 to 1162 code for a protein of 373 amino acids. The record is from RefSeq and is a predicted model, not a curated record. The transcript has a single exon.
GUAUAUAAACACCUUCUUCUCAUCAACUGUUUGGUUUACAAUGGUCAGUGGUGACUCCUCACGCUCCUCCAGAGGACGUGAAAAUUCUGUUGACACAGGGCUAACGUCGUGUGGCUCUUCACGGUCGUCGUCACAGUCAUCAAGGCCCAAGAUCUACCACUGUGAUUAUGAGGGAUGCGAUAAGGUAUACUCGAGACCAAGUCUUCUGACACAACAUCAAAGAUCGCACACUGAUUCACGGCCGUUUACAUGUGAGAUAUGCUCAAGUGCGUUUUACAGGGAGUCACACUUGAAAAGACAUAUGCUAUCACAUUCGGAUGAGAAACCCUUCAAGUGCUCGGUAUGCGGGAAAGGUGUUAACACCAGACAACACCUAAAGCGUCAUGAAGUUACUCAUACAAAGUCGUUCGAAUGUGACUACGAAGGGUGUGGUGAGGCAUUCUAUAAACACCAGCAGCUGAGGCACCAUGUUCAAUCUGUUCAUUUGCAAACGCUAACAUGUAAGGAUUGUGGUAAAACGUUCCCGAGACCAUAUAGGUUGGCUAACCACAUGACAAGACACCAUGGUGCGUCGCCAGCUUAUCCGUGCGAUUACCCUGGAUGCUUAAAACACUUGAAGACUUGGUCUGCACUGCAACUGCACAUGAAGACUGACCAUCCGAAGUUGAUGUGCAUUGUUUGCGGAAAGGGAUGUGUCGGUCAAGAAGGUUUAAGAAUGCACAUGCUUGUUCAUGACGAUGAAAAAUCUCACAAAAGAUGGAAAUGCUCAGAAUGUCCUUCAGAGUUCUUGAAAAAGGAGGAGCUGUUGACACAUUGCAACGAGGUGCACAUGUUUAUACCAAACAGUGUCAAAAUCGCCGUAGCCAAGAGCGAACCUCCGGCUUCGAGGAUUCUCAGCACGGAAAAGGUGGAGACAAUGCUGUCAAAGAAGCCAGCCAUUGAAAUAUUAUUGUCAACAGUUAAAAAACCUGAUGAUGUUGUACAAUGCCACCAUAAGAACUGUUCUCGUAUGUUUAAAAGAGAUAUGGAUCUAAAGAGACACUUGACAUGGCAUGAAAAGUGUGCUGAAUUGCACGCAGCAAAGGGUUUAUUAAUGGUUUCUAGGACAUCAGAUACAAAUGGCAUCGUUUCUUCGCCCAAUCAUUCUGAUGAAAUGAUCUAGAUACAUCUAAUACAAGGGACAAUACGACGGGAAUCUUUUAUAUACUAAAGGCGUAAUAAAGAAAGUCA